GCGGCGCGGCGGCGGUGCCGGCCGUCAGUCGGCGGCCGCUCUCCGCGAGCCCCACGCUGCGCCCGCGAGCCUGCAGCGCGGCUAUUAUGCCGGCGCACCGGGCCCGCAUCCCACGUGCCGCGUGCCCGCCGCGCCCCGCACCACACUAUACAUCACCAACUAUAUCACGCGCGAUUACGCGUCUCACGUCUACCGGAAUGUAAAUAUUUAUGGAUGUCAGUUUCCAGUUGUUUAGAUUGGCUGUGAAUUUUAAGUGAGAGUAAGCCUGGCGGCGGCGACCGGCUGGCGACGCCGCGGAUGUCGCUGCUGGGCAAACCGCUCAGCUACCGCGCCACGCGUCGCGACGCGCGUUACCGCCGCCUACAAUCCAAGUUCUACAAUUUCCUUGAACGGCCGAGGGGCGUUAAGGCCGUCCUGUAUCAUAUGAUUGUGUUCCUGAUGGUAUUCAUGUGCCUGUCGCUGUCCGUGUUCUCCACCAUCGAGGAGUACGAGGCUCGCGCCGGGAUAGUGCUCUUCUACAUGGAAACUGUCGUCGUCAUUUGGUUCGCUAUCGAGUUUGUGUUAAGGUUAUGGUCGUCAGGAUGCCGGUCCCGGUACCAGGGUUCAAUGGGCCGCCUCAAGUUCUUGAGGCGGCCUUUCUGCAUAAUAGAUGUUACGACGAUCCUGGCGUCGCUGGUGGUGCUGGGCAUGGGCUCGUCGGGGCAGGUGUUCGCGGCGUCGGCGCUGCGCGGGCUGCGCUUCUUCCAGAUCCUGCGCAUGGUGCGCAUGGACCGGCGCGGCGGCACCUGGAAGCUGCUAGGCUCCGUCGUCUACGCACAUCGACAGGAACUGAUCACCACUUUGUACAUAGGAUUCCUGGGCCUUAUUUUUGCAUCAUUUUUGGUUUACUUAGCAGAGAAAGACGUCGAGCAUACAAAAUUUAAAAAUUUCGCCGAAGCUUUGUGGUGGGGAGUUAUCACACUGUGCACUGUGGGGUACGGCGACAUGGUGCCCCAGACCUGGCAAGGAAAGUUCAUUGCUUCAUUCUGCGCGCUACUCGGGAUAUCUUUCUUCGCGCUCCCUGCUGGUAUCUUGGGUUCAGGAUUCGCUUUAAAAGUACAACAGCAACAGAGGCAAAAGCAUAUGAUCAGGAGGCGGCAACCGGCAGCGACGCUCAUCCAAGCGCUUUGGCGCUGCUAUGCAGCUGAUGAGCACUCGAUGAGCGUGGCUACCUGGAAGAUACAUCAAAUUCCUCUUCCCAGUCCGCAGACGAGCAGGGUGAUGAGCGCAUCGUUUAAGAACAACGCGUCAUUCGUGUCGCGGCUGCCGACGAUCCGCCGACACAAGAGCACCUCGCUGCACUCCCCCGCGCCGCACUCCAAGCCGGCGCACCGGUAUGACGUCAACGCCAGUGCAGAAAAUCUCGGCGCGACGAACGGGCGCGCGGCGCGCGCGCGGCCCGUCAACCCGGCGCUCAGCGAGGACUCUGUGGCCGAGACGCAGCUCUCCAAGAAAAACUCCGACGACGAGGACGAGGAGCCCCGCUGCGUGAACCUCACGCCGCGCCACAAGUCGGCUAUUCGAUUCAUAAGAAAGCUCAAGUAUUUUGUCGCUCGCAAGAGAUUUAGAGAAGCGUUGAAACCGUACGACGUGAAAGAUGUGAUAGAACAGUACUCUUCAGGGCACGCCGACCUUCUAAACCGCACAAAGAACCUGCAGUACAGAUUAGACCAAAUACUUGGCAAGCAAGGAUCUAAAGCGAAAGACGUCUACGCAUCCAAAAUCAGCCUAGCUUCCAGAGUAGUUAAAAUUGAAAGACAAGUAGAUGAUAUAGAAAGUAAGUUGGAUCAUUUGUUAGAAUUGUAUGAAGAGGACAGAAGGUCCUCGAGAAGAAUAGGUAGUACAUGUCCCGGCGGCGGUGAGGGCGGCGGGGAGGGCGGAGCGAGCGAGAGUACGCUGGCCCUGCGCACGCGCCCCGCGCUGUCCGACAAGCAGUGCUCGGAGCCCAACUCGCCCGUAUCGCGGACCUUCGAGCCGGCGCCCGCGGCGGCCGCGCCCGUACCGCACAAGCGCCCCAUGAACAGGGGCUAUUCUGAUCUAGGAACUAGAUUCAUGAGGAAAAAAGUUAUAGUCAGGACAUCUUCAAAUCGAAAUGGAGGAUCUCCGCGAGAUGACGAGGUAGUUAUCGUAGUGCCGACGGACCGCGAGGACACCCCGCCACGGCUCGUCACCGACAGCUCGGAAGUAUGCGCGAGCUGCUCAGUAGACGUAGAGACUGAAGCGGAGGCGGGGGCCUCCGGCAGCUCGGGGUCGGCGUCGUGGUGCGAGGGCGAGGCGGAGGGCGAGGCCGGAGAAGAGCGCGGCUACGGCUCGGGCGACUCGCUGGCGGAGGACGCCGCGUUGCUUGGCGCAGCGCACGCCGCGAACGCGCCGCACGCGCCGCGGAUCGUGCGCACGCAGCGGCGCGACGUCGCCGUCGACCUUCACCUCUUGCGGCCCGACGUUUGAACUUCCCCCAAACGAUGCAACGGUCCUCUCUCUAGAAUACACUCCCGACUAAUAUCCCGUUUAAUUCGUAUCGUUCACAGAAUGUUUGAUGAUGAUGUUCCACAAUUUAUUAUGUCGCUAAAACUGUCCAAGUGUACACAAAACCUUGUUGACAAUAGGUGCUUAUUUAAGUCAAAUCAGCAAUUAUAUUAUGCUUAUUUGCAUAACCUAGUGUGAUUGAGUAGUAAAUGGUUGAAACAAUCAAAGAGUGACUAUUGAAACAAUAAUCAAUAUAUACAACGAGUAAUUAUUCAGAUUUGUCAUGCAAUAGGUUCAGAGGCGCAAACCGAAAGGGGAUAAAAGGUUGCAAGCCUAUCUAGUAGGUACCGUCGAUGCCUUACGACUCCUUCCUGCAAUAAUCCACUGAUGUUCAUCCAGAUCUGUUUCCUGCCGGUCAAUAAGAACUAUGUGUUUUAUACAUCAGGGUGCUUAGCUAACAUGCCAAUCGUUUACGCCCCGUAGCGAACGAAACGCAACUGUCGCACUAAUAGUAAUAUUGGAGAGUUAUAGAGAGACGAGACACAAAGCGUUUUGUUGUCGUAGCGCAAGCGAUUUCAACCUUGGCUGGGCACCCUGGGGGCCUAGCAAAGAUGACAAUCGUUUGCAAGAACCGAACGGAACGCUAUAACGUUACGUACGUACGUACGUUAUUUACGUAUAUCUUAGAAUUUUGUUUCGUUUUAAGCGAACGAUUAUGUUAUCUUUCCUAGGCUCCAAGUUACGAUACUUGUGUCUUGUAAAUACCUAACUGGAGUACAGUAUCGCUAUGGCCACCAUGGCCUAAGCCUCGUCGAUUGUAGCAUGAACUUAUCAAUUACACUCGUUUCUUCAUUAAAAUGUAAAUAAGAACGAGCACAAGUAGGUAAAAAAUACGCUUAAUUUCUUUGUUUCCUAUUGCUUUUAAAAAUAAUUAAUAAUUAUAUUAAGGUUAAGAGAAUAAGAAGACAUUUUACAGAAUUUUAUCAAUAAGUUGAGUGAAAGCUUAGCUUUUAAAUUUAUUGAAUAUAGUAGUCAUAAGUUGUAAAUAAAUUUAAAAUAAGGCAAAUGGAGUACCAAUACAGUGAAAUUUACUAACGAUCUUACCUACUUCCGAUCGGAAGUACUAAUGAAUAAAUGAUACGGCAAAUUUAAUCAGUUUGUGAAAUGAUUUUUAUUAAUAUACUUAUUAAUAGAACUAGAAGAAGUCAUUGGGAGAGGCAGGCAAUAUUCAGAAUUAAUUUUUAUACCUAAGUAUAUUUUUUGCAUUACCUAUAACCGCAACGCAACGCAAAAUAAUUCCUUAAAAUAGCCAUAUUCUGACAUAUCCCACUCGGUGUCUAAAUAUUGGGAUAUCGGGAAAUACCUAAAGUAAAAUAUCUCCUAAAAACCCACAAAAUCCCAAUAUAUAUCUAUCAUAGAGCCCAUCAAUCGAUGCUCAUCUAUGUGAUUUUUUGUGAUUUAAUCCGUUCAUUGUGAGAAAUAAACUUACGAAUAACUUUAAUUAUGACAAUACUCAGUUCUGAAUUAAUCUAAAUUAUAAUAAUUUAUUGCAUUAUAAAUGCAAGCAUUUCCACCUUGAAUGUGAAUAGUGAACAUCGAAUUAUUAUUAUUUUGUAAUUAAAUAAAAUUGCUUAUGACAAUACAAACUUUCAAAAAUGAAAUCAACCAUCGUACAACAAUAUUCAAACUACAAUAUUUAUUGUACAAUUUUAAAAGUAAAUUUAUUUUUAAAUAAGUACCUUCAACCGGGGUGAAUAGGGAUGUCUGGGGUGAAUAGGGAUAAAACUUAAAAUUGAUUUACCUGAAUAUUUCUUAAAAAAUACCCACACAAAUUGUAUCAUACGAUUAAAAAUAAUAAUAGAUUACGGUAUGUUUAGGAAAUUGUCAGGUAAAUCACAUUUUAAGUUUUGUCCCUAUUCACCCCGGUUGACGGUACUUUUUCCUUGCCUUCGCUACAUAGAUGCCUACUUAGUCUCAAUUUUGGACCCUAGAUAAUGCUUAUUGCAACCUAGGAAUUAAUGUACACGCAAUAGACUGAUGCAACGGUAUCAAUAACUAUAAUAGAACCUAUAUAAAAAAAGCAUUUUGUAAAACUGACUUAUCUACUAACCUACUUACAUAGAACACUAAUUUUGGUAUUAAGCUUGUUGUCAUAGAAAUAGAGACAGAGUGGAUCAAGUAAAAACCUAUUCUCUAAUCUUUAGAGGACCAGCCAGCAUCUCCUUACGAUACUAUACCUACAAUACAAUGCAGAAUUCUUUACCUAUAAUAUUUACACAGCACCAACUUUAACAAUCCUAUUCUUGAACCAAUUUUUAAAAUUUUGGAUGCAUCUUGAUAAAAGCAGGGUAAAAUUUGCCUGUCAUUCAAAAAUAAUUAAAUUAAGAUUUUAACGUUUAUAAUGUAUACUUAAAUAGAACACCCUAGAACCUUAACAAAAUUACCUAUCUUUCUCGACUCACUGCAGCCAAAAUUGUAGAUAGUAGGUUACCUAAUUAUUACCUAAAGAAAACGGACCUAGCCAGUUCUGCAUUAAAAUUUACAAUGGGACCUAUUGUUGCCUCCAAUUAGACUUUACAAUUACCUAUCUUUUUAUUGUGUAAAGUAUAGUUCCAAAUUGCCAUGUUAAUAUAGAUACCUACCUACUACUGUUUGCGACAAGUCAGGCACUUAUGAACAUUAAAGUAUUUUAUAAAUCUUUGAUUUACUUUACUAGGUAUAUCAAACUUUGUUUAAUCGAAUGGCCAUAGGUAGCCGAGUACCAAACGAUACUCAAAUAUGAAAUUUGCUUGACUUGCACAAAUAUGCGCGACCGGAAUGUCCUGCCUGAGAUUAACAUUACUUGUUGCAGCAUUAAUUUGAUUAAGGCCCAGUAGUUUCAUUUCCUUCUCGCACUCUCACUGAGCGUAAGCGCGAGCGAGACGGAUGUGCGUGUUCGAGACCGCGAAUAUCAUGUUUUAGAUUUAUAUUUUUUGUGUGUUUUAAUAAUAAAAAAGUAAUCGCUGAGAUCAAGCAUAAUAUUGCUCAUUUUUAGAAAUAUUUUUCAUAUUUUUAGUUGUGGUGCAAAAUUUUUAAUAUUUUUUAAGUGCAUUUUAGACCUAUAUUCGUGAUUUCUUUAUAUCCAAAGCCUCAGAAUUCGAAUCGCUAAAAUACCUAGGGUAGGGCCUAAAGAUUCCUAAUUAAAUUAGGAUUUGGCAACUGAAUUGUCAUCUAAUAAAGCGCUACGACUUUUCAAACACUCCAUUAUCUGAGCCUACUGCGCCUUAAUCAUGUCUAUUUAUAAUUGAAUUGAGAAGAAGAAGUAAGAAUCAUGAAGAUUAAGGCACAGAAGAAGAAGCAUAAAAAGUUGAAGCGUUUCUGUAAACUGUACACACCAUGAUCUGUGACACAACUUACAUGAAAUGGGGACUUAACUUAAGUUUUUAUCUAUUCGCAUAUUUAGUCAGUGCUUGUAGUGCCUACUGCAAAUAAGUACUUAGUAUGUACGGGAACCACGGUGGAAAUAAAUAUUUGUAUAUUAAUAGGGCAACUUGAGUCCAGUAGGUAUACAAAUACAUAUAAAUAUGCAAUGCAAUAAUGUCUUAGUAAUAAAAGGGAACAUCACUGUGAACAGGAUUUGAGCCCGGUCCAAUAUUGCUAGAUUGUACAAGUAUCUAACGGCUCCUCUUCACGUUGGGCCAACGCCAACGCCAACGAUGGGACGCAGCCAUGCGGUAGAAUGAGAUAGCAAUAUCACUUGCUCCCUCUAACGCAUAAAUGCGUCCCUCGUUGGCGUUGGCGUUGGCCCAACGUGAAAAGGGCCAUAAUAUGCGCGUUAUAAAUAAACAUGCUUAACAUAAGUUUAUAGACUGAUUUGCUCUCAUUGUUUUAUUUGUAAAGUAAGUAACUAACUAGAUUCCAUUAUAAAGCACCAAUUUAGUAAGUAAGCAAUCAUUGUAUUUAAGGGGUUCCUGGGUCUCUUAAAUUGAUGACUGACUACGAUAAUUAAAAACGUUACUACCGGUGUCCAGUUAUUUUAAGUAAUAAUAGUUUUUUAAAUGAAGUGCUAGAGAAACUACCAACUUUAUGUGACGAAUAAUUUUAUAGAAACAAUUGUACAUAAUUUCCUAUAAGUACCUGUAAACAUUUUUAAUUUUGUCGUAAACAGUAGAUGUUACAAAAUAAUAAAAAAUAUUAAUAAAAACAUCAAUACCUACGUCACUUUAGUCAUUGCAAUAAUUAAUUUGAAACUUUUGUUUAUACAUACAUAGACUAUACGUCUUUUAGUAGCUUCUUUAUUUAAACCUACACCCCACACCCCUGUAAUGGACGUGGUACCAAUAAUGAAAGUAAACCACAAAUCCCGUCAAAUAAGUAUUAUAGUAAAAGAGUUUUAAAAGAAAUUUGGCGCCAUACUGUCCAUGACUGGAGAAAGAUAUCCUAGUUUUUAUUUGUUAACAUAACAAAAAAUACAUUGCGUCUUAGAAUAAACUUUGAAGUGUAAUAAAAAUCAAAACAUAAGUUAUUUUUAAAACGCUGCACGAAUGUUGGUCAGUUUGAGGACUACAGCUUACCUACAGUUUAAUUAAUGCUCCUGUUAUAGUGGCUGUAAGUUAAGAACUCAAAUUUGACAGUGGAGAUUAAAAUAUUCUUGGUACCUAUUAUUUGGUUUUUACAUACUCCGGACUUAAUUUUUACGUCCAACGUUGCCCGGUUUAGUUAAUCUAUCUCAGAUUGUAUCUAACAUAAAUUGAUCACGGCAUUGACAUCACAUUUUUUGGUCGAUUAAAACCUCCCCCGAAUUAUCUUAUUGAAAGCCUGUAGUUAGUGCAAUUUUGUUACCCACACUAUGUACCUAAGCAUUUCAUCAAAAUAUCAUUUACCUACAAACGUUAACGUUCUACAAAUGUUACAGUACCUACUUAUUAUUACUCAUAAGCAACCUUUGAAACGGAUAAUUCGAAAGUCGAUAGAAGAAAGAAUUGUAUUUACUUAAGUUUUAAAUUGUAUGUAAGUUCCCUAAACCUGGGGGCAAGCUCAAGAAAUAUUCAGGAUUUCCCACAGCUGCCUAAAUGUUUAUUUCUAAUAAGACUUCAUGAGAAUCAUAUAAUUGUAAAAGCAGUCUCAAUCAGUUAUAAUAAGUAGGUACUACCUGUGAACAAACUAAGUACUGAAAUUAAAAAUAAUGACAUGACCUUUAAUCCUUAACUCAGCCUGUUUGACCAACUAACUGUACGUAUGUAUUAGAAAUAGAAACUGCCUCGAAAAUAACAAGUCUUUUUUUAA
Messenger RNA from Cydia fagiglandana, 7770 nucleotides. RefSeq names its product potassium voltage-gated channel subfamily KQT member 4 (gene KCNQ). The transcript is spliced from 16 exons. Gene Ontology annotation, cellular component: voltage-gated potassium channel complex; membrane. NCBI's taxonomy places the organism in Eukaryota, Metazoa, Arthropoda, Insecta, Lepidoptera, Tortricidae. Gene Ontology annotation, biological process: potassium ion transmembrane transport. The record is from RefSeq and is a predicted model, not a curated record. Bases 298 to 2487 code for a protein of 729 amino acids. Gene Ontology annotation, molecular function: voltage-gated potassium channel activity.